This is a messenger RNA of Phalaenopsis equestris, 357 nucleotides long. RefSeq lists its product as uncharacterized. Lineage: Eukaryota; Viridiplantae; Streptophyta; Magnoliopsida; Asparagales; Orchidaceae. The transcript has a single exon. The record is from RefSeq and is a predicted model, not a curated record. The coding region runs from base 1 to 357 and encodes 118 amino acids. Gene Ontology annotation, molecular function: mRNA binding; demethylase activity. Gene Ontology annotation, biological process: mRNA catabolic process.
AUGGUAAGGUGGAGCAUAUUGCCGGUAGAUUGUAUCCCGAAUAGCUAUAACAUCAAUAUCUAUGAGGAAGGAGACUGCAUUCCACCCCACAUAGAUCACCAUGACUUUGUCAGGCCUUUCUGUAUAGUAUCUUUAAUGAGAAAGAGCAACAUCUUAUUUGGAAGAGAAAUUGGCAUUGUGGGACCUGGAGAGUUCAGAGGAUUGGUCGAGAUUCUGCAUCCUAAAGACUUGGCGAAGCAUUGCCUCCUAGGAGUGCCGCAUCGCAUAAUUUCUAUCACUUUUAGAAUAAUGGAUGACAGCAAGGUGUCACAUGGAUUCCAGCUAGAUUCAGAGUUGGAAGAGCUACGCCCAUACUAG